UUUUACUGGUACAUAGGGCAUGGAAUGGGUCGCUAAUAACAAUUAUACAUUUUAGUUUGAGUUAAACUAUGUAAAGUAAGGUGAUUGUAGCGUUAUUUGAAGUUUGAGUUUACAAAGCAUCAAACUAGGAAUACCUGUCAGGAAAAUCGAGGGGUUUAAAUAACACCGCAAAAUUGUGGGCCUGUCAGUGAUUUGUUUACGCAACGUAACGUUGAACGCCAGGCCUGCUGCUCGUAGUCAGACGAACCAGUGACCGCAGGGGACAGCAACAGUGUCAGAAUCUGUUUGCCACAGUCUCUGAACAUGGAGACCACGGGCCGUGCCACUGAGGACGACCCUCUCAAGAAUGAAGAAGAGGGGCUGGAAACACAAGCGGCACCAUUAGCAACAGAUCUGAACAAAAAGGCUGGAAAGGAAGGCUUUGGAUUUUCCAAACUGACCCACUGGAGAACGGCGGUGUUCUUUCUGUCCUUGUUCCUGUGUCUCAUUGUGGUGUUCGCCUUCUCCUUCAUCAUCCCCUGUCCCGUGAGACCUCAGUAUUUUGUUACCUGGAACAGGACCUUCUCUGAAGCUGCGACCUACGAUUUCCUCGCAGUCGAACAUGCGAGCACCGACAAGGUGAUGGAUGUCCUGUUUGUCCUCGAAAACGCAGUGGGCACCAACAACAAAUCAUGUGCUGACGCAGGUCUGCCUUCGCCAUGUGUGGUCAUGGUAGCGGUGGACGGCACAGAUGGAGAGACUCUGUGGGAGAGACCGCUGUACCCCAGGUUCAACUGGGCCCAGUGCGGCAUGGACAAGGAUAAAGGGAGAGCCUGGCACUGUCUGGUCUCCCACGCCGACAACAUCACAGCCAUUGACAAAUAUACAGGUGAUGUGAUCUGGCAGCAGCCGAAGCCUCCCGGUCAGCAGAGCUCUCUGCCGGUGCUCAGUGUCCCGGACCUGGAUGGGGACAAGGUGGUCGACGUGGUCCUGGUGGCAUCCGACAGCACACAGACUCAGCUGGUUUUGCUCUCUGGACGCACCGGGGUCCAGAUUGGUUCCACUGUGACUAUUGAGUCCAUGGAGGCAACCAGUCAUCUUCUCCAUCUCACUAAAGAUGGAUCUUACUACAUACUGCUGCAGAAAGACACCGGCGUGUAUGGAGUGGCCCUGCGGAACAUUGCUGCCCAGGCCCAGACGGGGGUGGACACUGACCUCCGGACCAAUGCAAACCUGGAGAAAAACGCCAGUUCUGAAACCGGCCUCAUCCCCAUCUAUGAGUCCGAGGCAGCCAGUGUGCUGAGAACUAAAGAAACGGACGAUUCAUCCGACCUGCUGGUUGUGACGGGGAAGGGGGUGGCGUUGGUCAGUGGAGAAAAGCUACAGCUUCGGUGGAGAGUCAACACCAGCUCAGUCCUUGGCCAGCCCUCCUUCGGUUAUUUUAACAAAGAUGAGGUUCUGGAUGUAGUGGUUGAGGAGCACAUAGGCAAUGAUACAAAGAAGAUAAUCAUCCUGGACGGGAUGUCUGGUGGAGUGUUAUGGGAAGUCAGUCUUAUCGCUGCUGCCAACUCACCAAGACCCGCCUCAGUGCACACCACCAACUCCUUUUCGGUCUUCAUGUUCUGGGGGUUGAGGCCCUCAGAAUCCAACUCAUCCGUGAGCACGGAGUCAUUAACUACUGACCGACGUGCGUACAUGCUGCAUCCCCUCUAUUCUGAAGUCCUCCUGGAGUCCCCCAAUGUGACGGACCAUAUAAUAACAUUCAGAGCCACACUCAUGGAGCGUGGACGCCAUGCUGCCUACCUCCUGCUGAUGGGUCCCAAAGAGGAGGGAGCUGAGGGCAUUGUGGUUCUCAGCAAGCGCAAGCUAAAGCAGGACGUCCCUCUUUGCAAAAUACUCCGUAUCGGCAGUGGUGGCGAUUCAAAAACCGAUGAGGACAUCAGAGAAGGCUUCAACCGACUCCGCUUCAGCGACUAAGGGGCUCUGUAAAAGAUGCAGUUUUGUUUUCCGUUUCUUUUUUUCCAACCUACCUUGAUUUUAAAACCAAAGUACUAGUUUCAAACUUCCAACUGCUCAUCACCAAAGAAAGACCUUCAUAUCUGGAGGUCCUUUGUUCUUCCCUUUAUGACAGGCCAAAGCGGGCUAAUCCCCAUUUUAGACUGUAAAUGCUGUCUGAUGUUUAAGAAGCUGCUGUUCGCUGUCAAUCACUCCGCACAAAUUGCCGUUCUCCUGCUGAAAAACCCAUAAAACCUGCCGUGCUGUUUAAUCAUCUGCACUUUUGUGUAUCGCUGGAUUAUUAUUUGGAUCUAUGCAAAAACUGCGCCACUCAGUGCUUUAAAGGUGGCAAUCACAUGUUACAUGAAAGCUAGUCUAGCUGGAGGACAGUAGCUAAAACUGAUACUAAACAGGGCUGGACACACUGCCAUUUCAUUUAGAUCAGUUGGCGCAUUUUGACUGGGAUUCUACAUAUAAAAACUUAACACUAAAGCAGAACCACACAGCAUAAGGGUUUAUGCUAAAAGUGAAAUGUGUGAAUGUGAAUAUGUCAGUGUUUAGAAGUCGGUGAUACUGUCGUCAACAUUUAAGGCAAAUGUUACAAAUGUUGGGUACUUCCUUAUUCCAAAAUGCUGAAAGUGGUGCAGCCAGUUUCUAGGAGAUGGGUUGCGCUUAGCCAAAGAGUUAAAAGAAAUUAAACAUAUUAUGGAAGAAUGUUUAUUGGAAAAUAGUUCUAUGGCUAAACUUAAUCUAUGUCUGGGAGAAUGAGUCUUUCGAGUGUGCCUUCUCUCUAUGCUGAGUCUCAAAGGUUUUUAAGUUCUUGCUGCUGGUUUUGCAGCUUCUUGAAAAGCUGUUUUCUCCACUUAUUUAUAAUAAGUAAAUGAGUGAAAUAAUCUUUUAGAGUUUUCCUUGCUGAACAUAAUAUAUUGGUCCCGUGGAGCAGGCCUUUAUUGGAGUGGACUUUAUUUUUGACAUGAUGAAAUGUUUGAAUUGAAAGAAUAAACCUUUUUGAUAUGACGACU
Messenger RNA from Menidia menidia (Atlantic silverside), 2996 nucleotides. Lineage: Eukaryota; Metazoa; Chordata; Actinopteri; Atheriniformes; Atherinopsidae. The record is from the annotation of a GenBank genome assembly.